Knipowitschia caucasica is the source of this 3474-nucleotide messenger RNA. Lineage: Eukaryota; Metazoa; Chordata; Actinopteri; Gobiiformes; Gobiidae. The record is from the annotation of a GenBank genome assembly.
AUGUUUGGACAUGUGACGUUUGGACAUGUGACGUUUGGACAUGUGUCUCACAGGUGUCUCACAGGUGUCUCACAGGUGUCUCACAGGUGUCUCACAGGUGUUUCACAGGUGUCUCACAGGUGUCGCACAGGUGUCUCACAGGUGUCUCACAGGUGUCGCACAGGUGUCGCACAGGUGUCGCACAGGUGUUUCACAGGUGUCGCACAGGUGUUUCACAGGUGUCGCACAGGUGUCGCACAGGUGUCUCACAGGUGUCGCACAGGUGUGUCUCACAGGUGUCUCACAGGUGUCUCACAGGUGUCUCACAGGUGUCUCACAGGUGUCUCACAGGUGUCUCACAGGUGUCUCACAGGUGUCUCACAGGUGUCUCACAGUGUCCAGGUGUCUCACAGGUGUCUCACAGGUGUCUCACAGGUGUUCACAGGUGUCUCACAGGUGUCACAGGUGUCACAGGUGUCACAGGUGUCCACAGUGUCACAGGUGUCUCACAGGUGUCUCACAGGUGUCCACAGGUGUGUCUCACAGGUGUCUCACAGGUGUCUCACAGUGUCGCACAGGUGUCGCACAGGUGUCUCACAGGUGUCUCACAGGUUCACAGGUGUCGCACAGGUGUCUCACAGGUGUCUCACAGGUGUCCGUUCACAGGUGUCUCACAGGUGUCUCACAGGUGUCUCACAGGUGUCUCACAGGUGUGUCUCACAGGUGUCGCACAGGUGUCCACAGGUGUCACAGGUGUUCGCACAGGUGUCGCACAGGUGUCUCACAGGUGUCUCACAGGUGUUCACAGGUGUCGCACAGGUGUCUCACAGGUGUCGCACAGGUGUCUCACAGGUGUCGCACAGGUGUCUCACAGGUGUUUCACAGGUGUCGCACAGGUGUCUCACAGGUGUCUCACAGGUGUCUCACAGGUGUCGCACAGGUGUCUCACAGGUGUCUCACAGGUGUCUCACAGGUGUCUCACAGGUGUCGCACAGGUGUCUCACAGGUGUACAACCCUCUGUGGGGUGGACCCUCUGUGGGGUGGACCCUCUGUGGGGUGGACCCUCUGUGGGGUGGACCCUCUGUGGGGUGGACCCUCUGUGGGGUGGACCCUCCAUGGGGUGGACCCUCCAUGGGGUGGACCCUCUGUGGGGUGGACCCUCUGUGGGGUACAGCGGGUGUAGGGUCCUCCCCUUUGAUUCAAGUCCCAACUUCAGACCUAUUUGUGUGACAGACGGGCCUCACUGCACGCUCUGUUCAGACGUUUCAGGAGCAGAAGCAGAAUAUUGUCGUCAUUUUUUUCUUCAUCAUCACCAUCAUCAUCAUCAUCACCAUCAUCAUCAACAUCACCAUCAUCAUCAUCACCAUCAUCAUCAUCAUCAUCAUCACCAUCAUCAUCACCAUCACCAUCAUCACAAUAAUCACCACCAUCACCACCAUCAUCAUCACCAUCAUCAUCAUCAUCACCAUCAUCAUCAUCACCAUCAUCAUCAUCAUCACCAUCAUCAUAUCAUCAUCACCAUCACCAUCACCAUCACCAUCACCAUCAUCAUCAUCACCAUCAUCACCAUCAUCAUCAUCACCAUCAUCAUCAUCAUCAUCACCAUCAUCAUCAUCAUCAACAUCACCAUCAUCAUCAUCAUCAUCAUCAUCACCAUCAUCAUCAUCACCAUCAUCAUCAUCAUCACCAUCAUCAUCAUCACCAUCAUCAUCACCAUCAUCACCAUCACCAUCCUCGUCAUCAUCACCAUCAUCACCAUCAUCAUCACCAUCAUCAUCAUCACCAUCAUCACCAUCAUCACCAUCAUCACCAUCAACAUCAACAUCACCAUCACCAUCAUCAUCAUCACCAUCAUCAUCAUCAUCACCAUCACCAUCAUCAUCAUCACCAUCAUCACCAUCAUCAUCAUCACCAUCAUCAUCAUCAUCAUCAUCACCAUCAUCAUCAUCAUCAACAUCACCAUCACCAUCAUCAUCAUCAUCAUCACCAUCAUCAUCAUCAUCACCAUCAUCAUCAUCAUCACCAUCAUCAUCAUCACCAUCAUCAUCACCAUCAUCACCAUCACCAUCCUCGUCAUCAUCACCAUCAUCACCAUCAUCAUCACCAUCAUCAUCAUCACCAUCAUCACCAUCAUCACCAUCAUCACCAUCAACAUCAACAUCACCAUCACCAUCAUCAUCAUCACCAUCAUCAUCAUCAUCACCGGUCAGUCACCUGUACCCCAGGUGGAGGAGGCCCGGUUAGCUGUAGCCCAGGUGGUGGAGGCCCGGUUAGCUGUAGCCCAGGUGGUGGAGGCCCGGGUAGCUGUAGCCCAGGUAGUGGAGGCCCAGGUAACUGCAGCCCAGGUAGUGGAGGCCCGGGAAGAUGUAGCCCAGGUGGUGGAGGCCCGGGAAGAUGUAGCCCAGGUGGUGGAGGCCCGAGUAGCUGUAGCCCAGGUGGUGGAUCAUCAUCAUCACCAUCAUCAUCAUCAUCACCAUCAUCAUCAUCAUCACCAUCAUCACCAUCACCAUCACCAUCAUCACCAUCAUCACCACUAUCAUCAUCACCAUCAUCAUCACCAUCAUCAUCAUCAUCACCAUCACAUCAUCAUCGUCACCAUCAUCAUCAUCACCAUCAUCAUCACCAUCAUCAUCAUCAUCACCAUCAUCACCAUCAUCAUCAUCAUCAUCACCAUCAUCAUCACCACCAUUAUCACCAUCACCAUCAUCACCAUCAUCACCAUCAUCAUCACCACCAUCAUCAUCAUCAUCACCAUCAUCAUCACCAUCAUCACCAUCAUCAUCACCAUCAUCAUCAUCACCAUGCCUUGCCAUCACCAUCAUCAUCAUCACAUCACCAUCAUCAUCACCAUCAUCACCAUCAUCAUCAUCAUCACCAUCAUCACCAUCAUCAUCAUCAUCAUCACCAUCAUCAUCAUCAUCAUCAUCACCAUCAUCAUCACCAUCAUCAUCAUCACCAUCACCAUCAUCACCAUCAUCACCAUCAUCAUCACCACCAUCAUCAUCAUCAUCACCAUCAUCACCAUCAUCACCAUCAUCAUCGCCAUCAUCGCCAUCAUCGCCAUCAUCACCAUCAUCACCAUCACCAUCAUCAUCACCAUCAUCAUCAUCAUCACCAUCAUCAUCACCAUCAUCAUCACCACCAUCAUCACUAUCAUCACCAUCAUCAUCAUCACCAUCAUCACUAUUACCAUCACCAUCAUCACCAUCAUCACCAUCAUCAUCAUCAUCACCAUCAUCAUCAUCACCAUCAUCACCAUCAUGAUCACGAUCAUCACUAUCAUCAUCACCAUCAUCACCAUCAUCACCAUCACCAUCAUCACCAUCAUCACCAUCAUCAUCACCAUCAUCAUCAUCAUCACCAUCAUCAUCAUCAUCACCAUCAUCAUCAUCAUAUCAUCAUCAUCACCAUCAUCAUCAUCAUCAUCAUCACCAUGCCUUGCCUUACCAUCAUCACCAUCAUCAUCAUCACCAUCAUGGCGGCACGGUGGCUGA